Megalops cyprinoides (Indo-Pacific tarpon) is the source of this 2943-nucleotide messenger RNA. Its product is annotated as Krueppel-like factor 10. Lineage: Eukaryota; Metazoa; Chordata; Actinopteri; Elopiformes; Megalopidae. Gene Ontology annotation, molecular function: DNA-binding transcription factor activity, RNA polymerase II-specific; RNA polymerase II cis-regulatory region sequence-specific DNA binding. The record is from RefSeq and is a predicted model, not a curated record. The transcript is spliced from 4 exons. Gene Ontology annotation, biological process: regulation of transcription by RNA polymerase II. The coding region runs from base 91 to 1410 and encodes 439 amino acids.
GUCACAUUUAGCAUCAGGAAGAAGGCGAGACUGUCUCGGUAGAGUACAUGCAGCAGCAACAGUUUGUAACACGAACAACAGAAAUAUUUUAUGUACGAUACAUUGCCAAAGAAAAUGCUUAACUGCGCGACUCCUCACUUUCAUCAGCCUUGUAAUGGUCGGCUGAUUGAAGUGGGUAGAUGCCAGGGAGACAGCGAGGGGUGCUGGAACCACCCUACAGAGAGGGGAGACAUUGAGGCAGUGGAGGCACUGAUGUCCAUGAGCAGCGGCUGGAAGGCCAGGAGCACGAGGCACCGUGACCUCCGACCCCUCACGCCCUCCUCUGACACCUCCGAGGACGACUCACUUCCACCUGCCUCCGCAGAGUUCCAGGGGUUGCCUUUUUGCAUGACUCCACCCUGCAGCCCGCCAAACUUCGAGCCUGCGCACCCCGUCCAGGCCCCCUCAUGCCAGACCCAGCAGAUGAAGGAGGAGAUGGCUCCAUCUCCCAGCGCCCAGCCCAGGUCCCAAGCCACCAGCGUGAUCCGGCACACAGCGGAUUCCCUGCCCUGCACCUGUAGCACCUGUCCCACUGCGGGAGGGGUGGGGGAUGCCUGCGGGAAGCAGCUGCCCAGGCUCAGUGAAUGCCUGCCAAAAAUGUCCCCUGGCGGAGGCGCAGGAGCCGACCCCCAACCCCUGUCUGUCAGCCACUCAGUGCCAACUCCCACACCCUCCCCAGCCCCUGCCCCAGCUGGCUGGGCUGCCAGUUCCGCCCCCGCCGGGGUGCCCCCAGUGCCUAUCCUAUGUCAGAUGCUCCCAGCGCCGCAGCCCCCCCGUCCCAUGGUGACAGCCAUCCUGCCCGCCCCUGCGAACAGCGCCCAGGCCACAGUCUGCCAGCAGGUGGUCCUCAUGGGCGGUCAGGUCCCCAAGGGCUCGGUCAUGUUCCUGGUCCCCCAGCCGGUGGUUGCUAAGCAGCCUGUGGCCAUGACCCCGGCUGGCAGCAAGCUUCCCCCCAUUGCCCCGGCGCCGGGCUUUGUCCCCAUGGUUCAGAAGAGCACCCCGCCGUUGGCCGUGUCGCGGGUCCGCAGCCACGUCUGCCCCCACCCCAGCUGCGGGAAGACCUACUUCAAGAGCUCCCACCUCAAGGCCCACGCCAGGACGCACACAGGUGAGAAGCCAUUCCGCUGCAGCUGGGAGGGGUGUGAUAGGCGUUUUGCCCGUUCCGAUGAGCUAUCCCGCCACCGGCGCACCCACACCGGGGAGAAGCGCUUCGCCUGUCCCAUGUGCCAGAGCCGCUUCAUGCGCAGUGACCACCUGGCCAAGCACGCCCGCCGCCACCUGGCCGCCAAGAAGCUGCCCUGCUGGCAGAUGGAGGUCGGCCUCCUCAGGGACUUCGCCACAGUGUGCUCCAGGCCUGUGUCUUUGUCCUGAACCUCACCCCCCUUGUGAGGUCGGCCAGAGUUGCGCCCACUAUCCCUGUGGAAACUCCUGAAAAAGAACUGCUGUACCUUUUUAAAAAAGUGUCUCUUUCAGUGAGACUGCAGAGACUUUGCACACUUGUUCAGUUGCACUCGGAAAUCCUUAGGGGGUUUUUUGUUUUCACGGUUGGGUUCAUUCAACCUCCUGGGCUCAUUCGUAGCUUUUCUACUACAUUUGGGGAUAGUAUGGAGGGGAGUACAUUACCUUCUGCUGCUCUGAGUACAACUACCUGUUACAUUUAUGGGUUUUUAUUUUGUCGGACACAAGGGUGUCAUGUUUACACAGCUACUUAAGGCUACUUUUACUAUCUCAGCAUUAUUUUCUGUGCCAAACUCAGGGGUAAACCUGUUGGAAAAUGUUCCCACUUUUUAUCACAGCCUGUUCUAACUCCACAAAUCCAAAGAAGUCACAGUUUCCUGUCACACUAUUGCCAUGGUAAUGGAAAUGAGUAAUUAUGGGCUGCAUUCAAGCACACUCAUAGCCAUUUUCCAUUGUGGGGCUGGAAGCAGGUUGGCUAAUACUGGAACCAAAGUAUGUUGCCCUGAUAUGGCAUAGUUGCUCCCCCGUCACAUUAGACACAACCAGAGCUGUAGCGCAUGUGUUUAGAAAGUUGUGCAUGGUGGUGGGUGUUACUGCAAACCUGGGAAUUCUGUUGAAAUGGCAGAACAUUGGGUCAGUUGACAGCUACAGUGAGGGCUUGGUUUUACUUAUGCGGCCUGUCCACAGGGCAGCAUCAGUAACGUUGGCUGGUUGAGCUGACUCUGUUAGCUCUCAUUCUGAUCCAAAAACAAUGCAAUAUGAAACCACCCAGUUUGGCUCAGUUCUAGCUCUGCAAUGGAUAAGGGUGGGGGCUCUGGGCCUCUGUCGCCAGCAUUAUCCUGAAUACCAAAAACAUUUUUUAAAGAAAGGAUAGUUGAGCACCUGAUCACAUCUGUGACAAGUAGAAAAAGGCAUUGAUAGAGCUUGUCAAAACUGCAUUCACAUCAUCAUGCUGAUAUUCACAAUGAAGUGUUAAAUAUAGUUUCAUCCACAAUUUUCUGCACAAUUUUCUUUUAUUUAUUUUUGCUAUUGAAUUUUUUUGUAUUUUUGGUUGGAGUCUGGUGAGGGGAGUAUAUGUCUGUUACUGUGUGAACUGUGACCAAUAUUAAACGUUCUCAAAUUUGCCUGUGAACUUGUUGAGAAAUAUAUCUUCAUAGAUUACUUGUUAUAGUUUGUCCUUUUUGACAUCAGGUGGUUCAGGUUCCCUGCUAGAAACUACUGUAUUUUUUUUAAAUUUCAUUACAGUGGUUUGAAAAUUGUAACAAAGAAGAAAAAGACAAUUACUGUGGUUUGACCAAAUAGUAUCUUGAGGAAAUAUAUCAAGGAAAAGUGUGUAUCAUAACUGAUGUGUAUAAUAAUGGAAUUUGUUUUUUAUGUUGACAAUUUUGCACCAUACUUUACUGAUUUCAGACUUGUUUAUUAAGAUAAUAAAACUUUUUUGUAAGA